Molecule: messenger RNA, 3715 nt
Organism: Bactrocera dorsalis (oriental fruit fly)
Lineage: Eukaryota; Metazoa; Arthropoda; Insecta; Diptera; Tephritidae
Gene: sro
Product: retinol dehydrogenase 7
Exons: 5
Coding region: 2545-3546 (333 amino acids)
Molecular function (GO): oxidoreductase activity
Source: RefSeq, a predicted model, not a curated record
ACUACAAUACAAAAUGGUUAGACGUAAAAUAAUGUUGCUUUGAAUUUCAUCUAGAAAUUUUUUUUCACAAUUUUACAAUUUAUUUUUUUUUUUAUAAAUAUGAUACUUAACUAAAGGAAUUGCGUUUAACAACAUUGAGAAUGCGUUGUGAUAUUAAAAAAAAAUAAAUAAAUAAUAUGUAUUUAUAUACAUGGAAAGCAAUUUAUAAAAACUAAUGCAUUAAUUUAAUAUAAUAAAAUUUUAUGUAAUCUUAACAAAUCUAAACAUUGUGAAACAAUUAUGUAUUGCCAGGUUAACUGAAUUUGUGAACAAAUCAAAUUAACCUUUAGAACGAACAAUUGAAAUUGCCUUUAUGUGUAACAAAACAAAUUAAAAACUAAAUAUCUUUCUACAGUGAUAUGCAUAUUUAUAUGUAAAUAUACAUACAUAUGUGUUUAUAUACAUACGUAUGUGUAUAAGCUUCUUUGGUACCAACAAAAUUUCUAAACCAUUAAUACAAAAAAUAUAUUAGUUAUAUUAUGUAAUACUGUGUAUUCUAUUACAUAGCAAAUAAAAACUAAAAAAUAUGUAAACAUUUAUUUAAUUGUUUUUGAGUCUGCUAAGCAUUUGUUGCAGGUUGCCAAGUCCUCCUUCCACAAAAACUCCUGAUUUGAUUGUAGUUUGAAACAGUUGCCCUUACUAUGUUUGCAUAGCUAGCAUACAUGUACUUAUAUGCAAGAAAAAAAAGCGUUUAAGUGUUUAACACUCACUUUUUACAUUUUGGUUGUCCUACACAACUACAAACAAUAUUUAUAUUUUUAUAAUAGUGAAUAAGAGAAAAAAUGCAGAUACAUAAAGUAAAGCUUAUGGCUAAAAAGGAAAUUUUUAAUAAUUCUUUACGCUACAUAUACAUACAUAUAUGAUUUUCGCUUUAGAUGUCAUGCUAUUUGAUUUAACACAUUUCUAAAAAAAAUAUUGUGGAAUUAGAGGACAACGCUUAAAGUAAAGGCAGACAAAAAAUCAAAAAUAUACAUAUUGUAGAUAAAUAUUUAAAUAGCUGAAAACAGAAUUUUACAAUAAAUACACUAUAAGACCGACACCAAAUUAAAAGAAACUUACAAAAGUAAGCAAAUAAAUAAAGCAAAAAACUAUAACUCCUCAUUGUCUUAAUAUAUUGGUGAUAACCACAGACUAAAGUAAAUUGAAACGCAUAUAUAAUAUACAUAUCAACAUAAAUAUAUUCGAUAUUUUCUGUUUACAUUUUCGGUAAAAAUGUUCAGUAUUUUUCGACUUAAAAGUUGAUGAACCCAAUUCGACAAAUGCCUUAUCUGUAGAAAGUUUUAUUCGGACCUCUUGAUUGGCGCUUUAUUUAAAAUAUAAAGUAAAAGAACCAGAAUAAAUUUAAAAUUGUGUUAUAUGAGGAGUAACAUGGGUUGGUGCCCAAUUUCGCACACUUUUCAACGAUAACCAGUUAUCAAGAUAAUGUUUUGCACUAAAUUUGUUUGAAUUUGGUCGAGUGAUGACUGAAGUAUGGGAUUUCGUCUAAAAGUGACCGGUGCCAUUGUUCAAUUUUUACACUGGUUCCCUUGAAGUCCGUCCGUAUCAUCUGUUAUGUAACCACUUUUUUUAAAUCCACUUUUUUUAAAUCUCAGGUGCCCCCAAAACUCAAAUCUGACUUAUUCACAUUCGAUAUUUAGGCAACUGUGCCAUUAACUACAAUACUGUUUGGACUAUCAAUAGAACAUCUUAACUACUUGUGUUGUAUAAUCUUUAAUACUGGAAAUUUCCAUACUUCCUAACCUCCCGCGCAUUUUUUAUUUCGCCAUGAACAUCCAGAAGCCAAAUCAGCAAGAAUAUCGGUUAAUGAGCGUGAUAUUCAGAGAGAAUCCUUUCCUGUAUAUUAUAAAUGGACUGAAUCAGGUCCCUUAGUCUCCAUAUACCUUAUAUAGAGUUUUUCGAACUUCUGGGUAACUAUACCUUUCCCUUUCUUUAAUUCUUUCAAGAUGUAAGAGUAUGAUAUUUUCGGUUAUACCGCGUAAAUCGGUAUUAAACAACAAAUGCAUGUAAGUAUAAUAUUAUAAUAAACUACCUUUUAUAUUGCAAGCACUUAGAGUAAGAGAUAGUUAAUCGACUAGUUCGACUACCUUGCCUAAUGGUACAUAGAAAAAACUGGUUUAGGUACUACUCCAAUGGUAUUCGUUACUGGAGCACCACAUGGUCUAUAUAUUUGACCUACAUGUAUUAAUGACCUUAUAGUAGGUUUUAACUAAAUUCACUUUUUGCACGAUAUACAUAUAUGCAAAUGAAAUGUAUUGUAUUUCAUGCAUAUUGGCACUUUUAUCUUCACAUACAUACUUAUGUACAUAUGCACAUACAUUAACUCGAAACAUGAAGCAUUGGAAUGAAGUUUUACAUUCUUUUGUAAAUCAGUGCUGUAUAAAUAUAGCGGAACAUCACAUCGUUGUGACCGCAUACUGAAAAUCGCAAACACAAUUAAGUUUAUAAAUACAAAUACAUAUUUAUAUACAUAAUAUAAAUAAAAAAUUAUAUAAAAUAAUAUUCGGAAUGAUGAAAAAUCAGCUCUGGUAUACUCUCUUAAAGACAAUUGGUUAUAGAGGUAAAACGCUAAUGAUGACACCUAAAAAUGUGAUUCUCAUCACAGGCUGUGAUUCUGGAUUAGGACAUUCAUUAGCACUUUAUUGCUAUUCCUUGAAUAUGACUGUUAUAUCGGCUUGUCAUAAUGUAAACUCUGAAGGCGCUCGCUUAUUAAGAAAUGAUAACGAUUCCCAACGCAUGUUCACCAUUGAAGUAGAUCUGCUCAAGGAGGACACCAUUACAUAUGCCUUCCAAUAUAUUAAAGACUUUUUACUCACUAAUACGGAAUACCAAUUCACAGCAUUAGUAAACAAUGCCGGUGUCAUGUGUUUUGGUGAAUUUGAAUGGCAAACUUCAGAGCAAUUCGAAAUGCAAAUCAAUGUAAAUGUGUUGGGUGCAAUGCGUCUCACCAAAAAACUAUUACCAUUGAUACGGCAGCAUCGCGCACGUAUAAUCAAUAUCACCAGUCAUUGCGGUCUGCAGGCACUUCCAGCGUUAAGCUCAUAUGCUGCUUCUAAAGCAGCUUUGCGUUUCUGGUGCGAUUCACUCCGCAUAGAAAUGCAACAAUAUGGCGUAGAUGUGAUCAACUUCGUUCCUGGAUCUUUCGUACAAUUUAGCAAUAUUUCUGCAAGACAACAAGAACAUGCAAAGGUGAUGUUUGAUGCGUUUAGUGAUGAACAACGCCAAUUUUAUAGUGCCUAUUUUAGGCAAUUCAACAACUAUCUGAAAGUAGUUUCGGGUUUUAAAUCUCCAAAUCAAUUUCACGACACCAUUUUGUUGGAUAAAUUUAAAGCUGCUUUAACAGAUAGCAUUCCCCAAGCGAUGUACAUACAUGAGCCCUGGCGUUACAAGAUUUACCGGUUUCUUUUUCGGUUUUGUCCUACACCGAUAGUGGAUCUGUUAACUGUAAGAUUCUGCGCUUUGCCGACUUAUCAAAAUGUUCUGAAACGUUCUUUAGGGAAUAAAAAAUGAUGAUAAGAUUUCUCAAAUAAGUUUGAUUAUAAAAAAUGAUUACAAUUUAUUUUAACUUUACCAAAGUUUAGUAAAUAAAGAGUUAUAAAUGGUAUCGAAAUCCAAUACAUAGUAAUCUAAAAUUAUACAAUUGCACAAAUAAUAUAUAUCGUAACUAAUUAUCAGAUUA